This is a messenger RNA of Sugiyamaella lignohabitans, 600 nucleotides long. RefSeq names its product transcriptional regulator SPT3 (gene SPT3). Gene Ontology annotation, biological process: transcription by RNA polymerase II. Gene Ontology annotation, cellular component: SAGA complex. Gene Ontology annotation, molecular function: transcription coregulator activity; protein heterodimerization activity. Bases 1 to 600 code for a protein of 199 amino acids. NCBI's taxonomy places the organism in Eukaryota, Fungi, Ascomycota, Dipodascomycetes, Dipodascales, Trichomonascaceae. The transcript has a single exon. The record is from RefSeq and is a predicted model, not a curated record.
AUGAAUAGCGAAGCUUCUAAAAAGUUGUAUAAAAAGUCUAAAAUUAGACUGCCCUGGGAGCUGGCGUUUAUGUUUGCAGAGCAACCACUCGAUGAAAAUGAUGAUGAAAAUGAAGACGAAGAAGAGAUGGAAGCCAAUGUUGCAACGCUACAGAGACUAAAAACAGCAGAUGAUAGAACUAGGGACAUGACGAAAGAAGAGUAUGUUCAUUGGAGUGAAUGUCGCCAGGCUUCAUUUACGUUUAGAAAAGGAAAACGUUUUCGGGAAUGGGCAGGUAUAUCACAAUUGACUGAUUCACGGCCUCAUGACGAUAUCAUUGAUAUAUUGGGAUUUUUGACGUUUGAAAUUGUGGCCAACUUGACGGAAGAGGCGUUAAAAAUAAAAGAUUUAGAAGACGAACUUGAACUACGAAGUGGUAAAAACUCUAAGAAACGUAAGAGAGAUCACCAUUUGUUUGAUGGGCCUGACGAGCAGCAGAGGCCCAUCAUGGCCAGGCAUAUCCAAGAAGCAUAUCGCAGGCUCCAGGCCAAGCAACCGAAGGCUACCGCCUUGCGAGGGUUUUCAGGGGGAUUGGUAACGAUACGGACCAGGAUUAUUUAG